Rotaria sp. Silwood1 is the source of this 267-nucleotide messenger RNA. NCBI's taxonomy places the organism in Eukaryota, Metazoa, Rotifera, Eurotatoria, Philodinida, Philodinidae. The record is from the annotation of a GenBank genome assembly.
AUGGACAAAGAAAAUACAAGUUCAAUAGUUUGUGUACCAUUAAAUCUUAGUACUAAUGAACCAGUAAUUCUUGAUGACAAUGAAUCAUUAAUUGAUAAUAAUGAACCACUUGUUCUUGCUAAAAACAAACCUGUUAUUCGUGUUCAUAAUAGAACAUUUGUUCGUAGUAAUAAUAAAUCAUUUACUCGUGAUCAUAGUAAAGGACUUGUUUCUGGUAAUAAUGAACCAGUUCUUUUUGGUAAUAGAAUUUCAAAAUUUGAACAUUAA